AUGGGUGACAUAAGUGAGUGGUGGGCAUUGGACGGUUCUCAAGUCAGGGUAAAGUUUGUGACACCUGACUCGUACAAGACGCUUUGCCCAAUUGAGUCGGAUGCUGACUUUCAACGCAUGUGCCAUAUACAUCAUACUUUCAACAAAACCAUUGUCGACAUCAUCAUCGAGGACGCGAGUGGGUCAAUGGAUGACAACUCGGGCUCAUUGAUUCCAUCGGACGCCUUCUCAGCAAGUAUGAACGCAGAUGUCGAGACAUAUCUGUCCCAACAUCCUCCGGCAAGGGCGCUCAGAAUUGUUCAAUCUUCACAAACACUUGAUAGGGUGAGCGUAAAAGUUGGUCAGCGCUUUGACAAUGUAGAGCAAUUCAAAGAUUGCCUACGCAGCAACGCUAUAACACAAAAUUUUGAUUUUACGUUUAUAAAAAAUCAUAAACUUCGGGUGACCGUCAAGUGCGCUGCUCCCAAUUGCCAGUGGCGUGUGCAUGCAUCGAAAGAAGGAAACGUUGACACUUUCCGGGUGAAGACAAUGCAGGCAACACACAGUCGCGGUGGGGGCAUUGGUACAACAGCGCACCCGAAAGCAAGCAAAAAAUGGGUCUCUCAACGUGUAAUACAAAAACUCAAGGAGCGGCCAUUAUAUAGAGCUGUCGACAUUCAUAAAGAUAUAUUACAGGACCAAGGAGUUCGCCUACCAUAUAAGCAUGCUUGGAUGGGAAAGGAGAUUGCACGGGCCGCCAUUCAUGGUAAGGAGGUUAGUAGUUACGAUUUGCUUCUCUGGUAUGUGGACAAAGUGGCUGAGACGAAUCUCGGUAGUUUUAUAAUCGUUGAAAAUGACGGUGAUCGAUUUAAACGCGCUUUUUUCUCGUUUCGGGCAUGUUUGUUGGGUUUCAAGUUGGGAUGCAGGCCAUUACUUUUUAUUGACGGAACUCACUUGCUUGGCAAGUACGGUGGGAUUCUGUUGGGUGCAACUGCCAAAGAUGGCAAUGAGGGUAUCUUCCAUGUAGCAUUCGCAGUAGUUGACAAUGAAAUAGAUGAUAAUUGGACUUGGUUUCUUGCUACCCUCGAGGAGGCAUUGUAUGGAGAAGAUGAUUACGACAAAGUUAUUAAAUUUAUCUCGGAUCGAUCGAAAGGUCUUGUUAACGCAGUCGCGCGCGUGUUCCCGUCAUCACCACAUGGUUAUUAUUUGCGCCAUUUGGAAGCCAACUUCAUAAAGGCGAACGACAGCCUUGGGAAAUCAUUGAAAGAACAAUGUUGUUCAGUAAUCGUAAAAAUUGCGUACGCGUACACGUCUAAAGAGUUUGAUGAUGCAGUACGUGAACUUGUAACUAUAUCGACCGAUACACAUGAUUGGUUGUUACACAAGUCCGACAUUGAUCAUUGGUGUAACUAUUUGUUCAAGGGUAUGCGGUGGUGCGAAAUGUAUUCUAAUGUAGCAGAGUCUUUCAAUGCCUGGAUCAAAGAGGCAAGGCAUCUACCGGUAACAAGCAUGGUCGAUACCAUAAGGUUUAAACUGAUGAAAAUGCUUACUGAGCGGCGCGAAGUGUCUGCCAUGUGGGACACAUACCCUUGCCCUGAGAUACGCAAAAAGGUUGAACAAAUCAUCGAAAUCAGUCGGUUUUCGAGGGUGGAUCGAUCAAGUGAUGACACUUACGAAGUGGUUGAUGAGCACAAUAAUGUCGUCAACCUACGCUUACGUAAAUGUUCUUGUAGGAGAUGGGACGUACAUGGACUGCCAUGCAAGCAUGAAACUGCUACGAUUAUGCAAACAGACACAAAUGUUCACUGCUAUGUCAACCAAUAUUUUACAACAGAAUCGUAUCAUCGUGCAUAUGCCGAACCAAUAUACCCGAUCCCUGACAGUGACAAGCCAUCGGAUGACGACCGUUAA
This is a messenger RNA of Dioscorea cayenensis subsp. rotundata (Guinea yam), 1890 nucleotides long. RefSeq lists its product as uncharacterized. Gene Ontology annotation, molecular function: zinc ion binding. Lineage: Eukaryota; Viridiplantae; Streptophyta; Magnoliopsida; Dioscoreales; Dioscoreaceae. The transcript has 3 exons. The record is from RefSeq and is a predicted model, not a curated record. Bases 1 to 1890 code for a protein of 629 amino acids.